This is a messenger RNA of Lucilia sericata (common green bottle fly), 989 nucleotides long. RefSeq lists its product as uncharacterized. The record is from RefSeq and is a predicted model, not a curated record. Bases 54 to 635 code for a protein of 193 amino acids. NCBI's taxonomy places the organism in Eukaryota, Metazoa, Arthropoda, Insecta, Diptera, Calliphoridae. The transcript has 2 exons.
UAAUUUCGCGACUCUAAUACUCAGUUUCAUUAACAUCUUUGACAAGUAAAAACAUGGAGAGAAGGGCCGAUCAAAUUAAAAUUAUUAUUUUAUUAUUUUCCAUUUUUGUGACGACAUCUGCAAACAAUUUCGAUCAUUGUUUUGAUAUUUUAGACAAAUACUCUAAGAAUCAAAUCAAAAAUAUCUAUAGUUUUGAUGUUGAAAAAGUGGCAAACACUUCCCCAGCUAAUGAAAUAUUUGAAUGUUAUCUAAAGGAAACACGAGAAAGUAGCGUUAAAACAAAUGCUGAAAAAUAUUUCGAUGUAUUUAGAAAAUGUAAUGAAUACAAAAAACAACAAUUGCUAUAUAUAGAAUUACACCACAUUGAGGAGCUUACUAAAAUGGGUUUACCUUUAUAUUUGGAACAACGAGCUGUACGUCGCAUUGAAGGUGGAGAAGGAAAUGCAAGUGAAAUUUUAAAAUUAAUUCAGAAUGAUUUGUGUACUAAGAUUGAGAUGAGUGAUCAAUAUACGGAAUACAGGAGUUUGGUACGUGUCAAACUGGAAACGGUUGAGAAAUCUGGCAAAAAUUCAAUUGCCAUACAUUCUUCAAUCGUAUUUAUUGUUUUAAUACAUUAUUUAUUUAAUGUAUUUUAAAAUUUUUGAAUUAACAAUUAAAAUAUGCAACUACAGUGUACAACUCAGAAAUGUUCAGUUAAGCCCCAUUGUCCCUGGCAAUGAGUCAUUUUAUAAAGGCGAUAUUUUCCUACUUAAAGUAAUAUUUGAUUAAGAUCAAAAAUUGUGAUUAUCUCUACCUCGUAUAUAAAAAUUAUAUGUUUAUUGAUGGUUAAAAUAGGUUUUCCCAUAAAUAUUGAAAAUUGAUCGUUAUAUUGAUAUAAUGGCGGAUUGACUUAAACAAAUUUGAUUUAUAGCUUUUAGUAUUCAAAUAAUUUAUACUGUAAAAUUAGAUUUAAGAAAUAAAAUUAAAUUUUUACUCUUGAAAAGGCCGAA